GGUUUUUUCAGGCAGUUUGAACAAGGCCGUCCUGUCAAAGGUGGUGCACCUGCUCCCAUCAGCUCCGCCCACCUCACCGCCACCUCCUGCACCGGCGUGACUACAGUACCCAGGCGGCACCGCGCCGCUCUCCUCUCUCUCCUCUGUCUCCUCUGCGCCAGUCCGCCUCGCUGACUCGCAGAACCAGUUGGUUUGGCCCAGCUUCUUCUUUCCUGCCGUCUCACUCUGUGUGUGUGUAUGUGUGUGUGUUGCUUCUGCUACUGUUGUUGUUGUCUGGUGUCAACCUACGCCGACGAGAGAACAACACACAUCCCUCCCUCUCUUCUGUUGGAGGGCCGCUUCCAAUUUGCCUUCACUUUCCUCCUCGCCGGCUCCAUUGGCUUCUGCGCCGUGCCAGUCAACUCGCCUCCUUCUCGCUGCCCGAGUUGAGCAGCAACAGCUCGGAAACAUCUGGCCGUCGCAGAGUGCUCCACUCCCCGUCCCUCAGUCCGCUCCGCUCGGCAGCCUGUUAUGGAAAUUAGUCCAAAGUCAACCUAGUUUUGUCUCCGGAGGACAAACAGAAGAGAAGGAGGAGAUUUGACGGAAGAAGCGAGGAAGACGUUGGACCGUGUUGUCUGUUAUGAGGACGGCAGGAUGGAGUUCCCAGACCACAGCAGACAUUUACUCCAGUGUCUGAGCGAGCAGCGGCACCAGGGCUUCCUGUGUGACUCCACGGUGCUGGUGGGCGAUGCCCAGUUCCGUGCGCACCGUGCUGUGUUGGCCUCCUGCAGCAUGUACUUUCACCUCUUCUACAAGGACCAGCUGGAUAAGCGAGAUGUGGUGCAUCUCAACAGCGACAUUGUCACAGCCCCGGCCUUUUCCCUGCUCCUGGAGUUCAUGUAUGAGGGCAAACUGCAGUUCCAGGACCUUCCCGUAGAGGAUGUGCUGGCAGCAGCCAGCUACUUGCACAUGUAUGACAUUGUGAAGGUGUGUAAGAAGCGAUUGAAGCGGAAGGCCACAGCGGAGGCAGACAGCACGCGCAGAGAGGAUGAUGGUGGUUCAAGCUGCUCCGAUAAAGCAGACAGUCUAUCAGAUGGUUCUCCCGGCCGGCCUGCCACUGCAGACCUGCUGCACAGCGAUGAAGAGGAGGAAGGGAAGGCUGAGGGUGGCCAACUGUGGCUGAGGCUGCCGUCUACGGACAGAUCAGCGACGCCAGCCAUGGCUACAACCAGCCCGCGUCACGCAGAGGCGGAGACACAGGGUGGGGAAGUGCUAGGGGAGGGAGGGAAGCUGCUCUCACCGUCCGGAAGCCCCACCAGCUCCACUGGAUCCCUCUCCCAGAGGUCCCACCGCUCCAUCAGCCCUCGUAUUGGCCACAGGGGCAGGAGGGUGUCGAAUGAUGUGGCCGAUUGUGUCCUGGACCUGUCCGUUAAGCCAAUCACUAAUAACAAUCUCAGUAACCAUCACCAACCAUUUUUCAGCGGGGCAGCUACACCAGACAGCCUCCAAAGCCCAUUGGCUGUGAGGGUGAAGGUGGAGAGAGGUGUGGCCUCAGAUGAGGAAGAGGAACUGGGAGGUGGGGACUAUGACAUGGAACACAGUGGCCUCACCAAGGCAACUAUUCCCAGUGCCAACGGGGUCUUGACCCACCAUGGGGUCGGAGGGCCUCUGUCAGCCCAGCGGCGGCUUGGCCUGGAAGCGCACCUGUCGGCUCUGCGAGAGGCGUCUCUGGCCUCUGAGCUGGAGCGGGAGGAGAAGCCUUCGGCCACAGCAGAUGACGAGGACAUACUGGGUGGUGAAAAUGAGCGUGCCCAGGCCGAGGCGGCCAGCAUGGAUAGUUCCCUGCUGCCCUACGUCUCCAACAUGCUGUCGGCUCAACACACCCAGAUCUUCAUGUGCCCGCUGUGCAACAAGAUUUUCCCCUCCCCGCCCAUCCUCCAGCUCCAUCUCAGCUCCCACUUCAGGGAGCAGGAGGGCAUCCGCUCCAAGCCCGCCGGAGACGUCAACGUGCCCACCUGCACCAUCUGCAGCAAGACCUUCUCCUGCAUGUACACGCUGAAGCGCCACGAGCGGACACACUCUGGUGAGAAACCCUUCACCUGCACCACCUGCGGCAAGAGCUUCCAGUACUCACACAACCUCAGCCGCCACGCAGUGGUGCACACGCGUGAGAAGCCGCACGCGUGCAAGUGGUGCGAGCGGCGUUUCACACAGUCCGGGGACCUCUACCGACACAUCCGCAAGUUCCAUUGUGAACUGGUCAACUCUUUGUCGGUAAAGAGUGAACCGCUGGCACUGCCCAACGUCAGGGAUUGGGCGAUUGAGGACAGCUCGCAGGAUCUGUGGAAGUAGAGACAGAGUCUGCUGGGUUUUAAUAAAGGGAAAGAAAGUGGACAGAGAGAGAGGCAGAGAGGCAUGGGGAGGUGAAGGAAGGUGGCAAAGUUUGAUGUUCGGGGUUUAAGUGAAUCAUCUUAUUGUGUGUCGCAAAAUCUCAAUCAAUUGCACUUUAAUAGCACAUGAAAAUGUUACUACUGAGUUUUUUUGUUGCUGUUUGGGGUAGUGUUGUUUUAUUCUAUUUUAUUCUGAACUCUUUCUUUUAAUAAUUUGGCGUAACCUCUUUGGUGGUUUUCAUUGCGUCUUAGGGCAUGGGUCCCAGUGAGAACGUCUCGCCUCUUUUUGAUUUGAUUUGAUUUUAUUCUUUUUGUUUCAUCUCAGACACAUCUCAACACUCCAACGCUGGUCAUCAAAUCCAGCAAAAACACCACCGCAGGAGUUCAGGUCGAAUACACUGAAGUGAAGAAAAAAAAUUACAAUACACUAAACGGGUACUGUGAUCGACAUGAGUCACUACCGCCACACAGACACACAAACACACACUGACAUGCACAACGCACACACAGUUUGUGUGUAUGUUGUGUGUGACGUGUGCACAGUACUGCACUACUCUGGCAAGACAUUCACCUGACACGUGCGUGUGUGUAUGAGUGAGUUUCGUGUGUGUUAAUCUUAUUUUCUACUGGGAUGGAGGUGUCGUUGGUGAAGCGCUUCCUGCUUCUCUUGUUAAGCUCUUUGGUGUUGUGUUCAGGGGAAAAACUGACUGACUGACAAACUGAUGGCACUCAUGCAAUGCACAGCCUCCUUUUUUUUUUUACUUCUAAUCAAUUUGAAGUAUUUUCUAAAAAUU
Molecule: messenger RNA, 3163 nt
Organism: Solea senegalensis (Senegalese sole)
Lineage: Eukaryota; Metazoa; Chordata; Actinopteri; Pleuronectiformes; Soleidae
Gene: zbtb18
Product: zinc finger and BTB domain containing 18
Exons: 2
Coding region: 634-2331 (565 amino acids)
Biological process (GO): regulation of transcription by RNA polymerase II
Cellular component (GO): nucleus
Molecular function (GO): RNA polymerase II cis-regulatory region sequence-specific DNA binding; DNA-binding transcription factor activity, RNA polymerase II-specific; protein binding
Source: RefSeq, a predicted model, not a curated record